UGGUCCAGCCUCUAAUAUCUGUCAAAACUGGUCAAUGUAAGUCUACAAAUUUGUUCUAACAGUAUCAUUAAAUAAAACUUGUGUAAAAAUGAGCACAAAACGCAAACUCAAAAUUUUCUUGAGUGACUGCUUUGCUGUUAUUAAAAGUUUUCGCAUUGAAGCUCUAUAAUAAAUUGUUUCGCUUAUAUUCAUUCACUCAAAAUUUGUACUUUUUUACAGAUUAACUUAAAUAAGCAGUAAAUCAGACAUAAAUUACGCUUCUGCAGGAGAUGAUAAGAAAAAGUUUUUUUUCUAUUUUGAAAAAGGAGCGGCCGUUUUAAUAAAACUGAUUGACCUCCUGGCUAUUUUCGAUUAGGACCUCCCGCCAUCAAAGGAUUAUUUACUACCGAAUAAGCAGAGCAGGUUAUUUCCCUUAUUCCUGAAGUUCUAGAACAGACUUGUUUAAAUAAGCUGAGCAAAUGUAACCGGAUCUUUAAAUGUGUUUUGCCUUUGAAUCGCAACCCCAAAAAGAAGAGUGACCGCGGCUCAGAUAACAACUUUCUACAAUUUCCAGCACCAAUGAAGCACAAUAUAACCAAUCAGGCAAAAAACUUUGCCAUUAAAAAUCCUUAACCAGGGCCCUAACCCAUAAUUUUACAAGCUCACCCUUUAUUAUUUUGAAAAAGCUUCUUAAAGAGCAGAAAAGACGUCUACAAUACUAUAAUGCCCAUGUAGAAUUAUUAUGCCUCAGCAUUCGUUCUUAUCCCCGUUGUUACAAAUUUUCAUUUUUCUUAAUUUAAUCGGAGCUUCCAAAUCAGCAAUGAGACAUCACCAGACGGUCAGGGGUAAUUUAUCCAGACAUCUUCUAGAAGACUACGACGCUAACAGUGGUCCACUGUAUAAAAAUGAGGAUAUAAUUAAAAUACAACAUUAUUUAUCUUUACAGCAGAUUGUGAAAAUCGAUCCUAAGACGGAGACAUUACAUGUAAAAUUGCACGAUUAUCUUUCGUGGGUCGAUCAGUAUCUCUCCUGGGACCGUGAAAUGUUUCGAAAUAUUAGUCAGAUUUCAAUGAAACGUGAACAAAUUUGGUUACCAGAUGUGUUUGUCAUCAACCAGAUAGGGAGGGAGAACUACUACAUAAGGGAGAACGUGGUCCCAGUUACGGUGACCGACGAAGGCAGAGUUUUUAUGGACACCCCACAACACCUGAGAGUGUUCUGCAAACUAGAAAUGGCCAGUUUCCCCUUCGACACUCAGACGUGUGAGAUAUGGGUGGGCUCAUGGACUAGAUCAGAAUCCAAACUGGAGCUCAUCAACAACAAAAUUCCAUGCUUGGAUACUUCACACUACCAGUUGAACUCAGAGUGGAGUCUAGAGGGCGUGGUCUGUGCAGAAGUGACUGUGGACCCCCUGUUCUACCAGGAGGAGGGGUUCUCCAGGAUCAAAUACACGCUCACUCUGGCCAGGAGAUCCGCAUUCUACACUAGAAUACUCAUACUGCCAUCAGUACUUUUAUCAUUCCUCUCCACUCUUGUCUUCAUCCUUCCAAACGAAGGAGGCGAAAAGGUCGGCUAUAUCAUGUCACUGUUCAACACACAGACAUUCAACAUGGUCAUGAUAAGGGCCUUCAUACCCAUCAAUUCUGUUCAGGUGCCUAUAGUAAGCCAGUACUGCUUUGCAUCUACACUCAUAAUCUGGUUCUCUCUCAUCAUCAGCAUAGUCGGACUUGCCGCCCAUCACUCUACAGAAAUUUACGACUACUUUUCCGACAGACGACAACGCAAAAUUUAUCAGCUAUUCGCAGUCGCUGCAAGGUUCCUCUUUGUCCCCAUUCCGAUGGUGAAGAAAAUGAGACGCGAGCUUCCGAAUGAAAUUUUUGAAAUAAGCGACGAGCUAAGGUCCGAAAUAUAUUCGGACAAUACUUCACUACCGAGACUAGCGUUUGAAGUUUUUCGAUUAGAGCGAAAUAUUUUCGAAAAUUCGAAAACGAAGGAAACUCUGGUCGAAACUCACAAAGAAAUUUGGAGAUUUUGCAUUCGAUGUAUUGAUCGAGCAGGUGCAAUUGCUUUUCUGAUAGUGAAUAUAUUGGCACUUCGUUUGGUUGUACCAUACUAUUUACAAUGACCCAACACCUACGUUUGAUGCAAGUAGCUUUAUUGCUGUUCCCUGAUUUGCAAAAAGCUUUGUAUAAUAGGAUUUUUUCGAUGCAAGUUGAAUACCCGACAAAUAAAGUCGUCGAGUAAUAUAUUGUGUCCAAACCCUUUCAAAUUUGAUUCAGAGUGCAUUAAAAACAUGAGUCUUUUUCAGAUUAUGAUAUUUUUCACAUUUACAUUACUCCAUAAUGUAAUUUUAUCCAAUUAAGAGACUAUAAUUACUUCAUACGUAAC
Molecule: messenger RNA, 2367 nt
Organism: Symsagittifera roscoffensis
Lineage: Eukaryota; Metazoa; Xenacoelomorpha; Acoela; Convolutidae
Product: proton-gated ion channel subunit pbo-6-like
Exons: 6
Coding region: 722-2104 (460 amino acids)
Biological process (GO): monoatomic ion transmembrane transport; nervous system process; regulation of membrane potential
Cellular component (GO): neuron projection; synapse; plasma membrane
Molecular function (GO): excitatory extracellular ligand-gated monoatomic ion channel activity; transmitter-gated monoatomic ion channel activity involved in regulation of postsynaptic membrane potential; transmembrane signaling receptor activity
Source: RefSeq, a predicted model, not a curated record